This is a messenger RNA of Drosophila bipectinata, 1934 nucleotides long. It is a transcript of the gene Hinfp, whose product is annotated as Histone H4 transcription factor. Gene Ontology annotation, biological process: regulation of transcription by RNA polymerase II. The record is from RefSeq and is a predicted model, not a curated record. Gene Ontology annotation, molecular function: chromatin insulator sequence binding. NCBI's taxonomy places the organism in Eukaryota, Metazoa, Arthropoda, Insecta, Diptera, Drosophilidae. Gene Ontology annotation, cellular component: chromosome.
UCGACGGUUCUUGUGCCAUCGCUAAUUUAGGCUCCCACCAAAUCCGUGUAUUUUCUAGAGAAACCGCCCAAAAUCUGGCCCAAGAUUUCAGAUUUCCAUUAAACGAACAUUGGGCUAACUGAAGGACACCUCCAUGAUGAAUCCCCAGCCCCCAACACCGCCCACAUAUGCCAGCAAACGAAAGAAGCCCGCCGAAAUGCAGCUGAUGUGCGGAUGGAAUGGUUGCCAGGAGAUUUGCAGCGGGGAAUGGAAUCUGAACACACACAUUGGCCAGCACCUGGAGGAGUAUGCCCGCCAGGUGGGCCAGGAGGACCCGGAGGUGGAGCCGAUUCACUGUUGCAUCUGGAACACGUGCGAUUACCAGACGUUGUGUCUCGAAGAAUUUGAACGGCACAUGUACUAUCAUGGCUACUACAUGCAUCUGCUGCUCCAGGGCAAACUAGAGUGCGACCUUCAUCCGGAGAUACCCGCCUGUACGGCGCCCCCGCGCCAAGCCGAGAAACUGCCCCAUCUUGGUCAGAAUUUUCUGUGCGGCUGGACGGACUGCGAACGGGAGUUUGUGUCCAUUGUAGAGUUCCAGGAUCACAUCGUAAAGCAUGCUUUGUUCGAGUAUGACAUUCAGAAGACGCCUGAGGACGAACGACCCAAGACACAGUGCAACUGGACCAUGUGCCUCAAGCAGAUGGGCAACAAGUACCGCCUCAUCGAACACAUCAGCACCCACUCGAACAAGAAACAGGUGGCCUGCUUCCACUGUGGCGAACUGUUCCGCACUAAGACCACCCUGUUCGACCACCUGCGCCGCCAGCCGGAAAACAACACCAACAGCUUUCAGUGCGCCCAGUGCUUCAAGUUCUUCGCCACCAAGAAGCUGCUGAAGAGCCAUGUGGUCCGCCAUGUCAACUGCUACAAGUGCACCAUGUGCGACAUGACCUGCAGCUCCGCCGGCUCGCUGACCACCCACAUACGCUACCGCCACCUGAAGGACAAGCCCCUGAAGUGCAGCGAGUGCGAUACCCGCUGUGUCAGGGAGUCGGAUCUGGCCAAGCACGUCCAGAUCGUCCACUCCAAGACGGUGCAUCAGUGCGAGCACCCGGACUGCGAGUACUCUGUGCGCACCUACACCCAAAUGCGGCGGCACUUUCUGGAGGUGCACGGCAACAAUCCCAUCCUGUAUGCCUGCCAUUGCUGCGAGCGUUUCUUCAAGAGCGGCAAAUCCCUCAGCGCUCACCUCAUCAAGAAGCACGGCUUCCGGUUACCGUCAGGCCACAAGCGCUUCACCUACCGGGUGGACGAGAACGGUUUCUACCGCCUGGAGACCACUCGCAUCGAGAGUCUGGAGGUCACACAACAGAUCCUGUCGCCGCAGCUAGAGGAUACCAAGCCCGUCAUUGGUACCUGUUUCGAGAUCGUGGACCCCACGAACGGCGAAUACGAAAGAAUCUUCGUAUCCAAUGAUCCCAAUGAGGCGCAGCUAGUGGGCGAAGUGGUGAUCUCGCUGCCCAGCCUAUCGGAGGAUCUGUGAGAAAUGGAGAGAGAGAGCGGAAAAGCAACAGCAGCAGUCCAAAAGAAAUCUGAUCUCGUGCCCCAUACAAUCCUGAGCCGACUAACUGGCUUUAUCAGCAUUAGCAUAGGUUAACUUCUUAGUCUUAGGGAAGGCAUCAUUUUACGGUGUUUUAAAGUGUAUAUCCUUAAGCGCAUCCACGUCCACUGUUUUACGAGCAUAUCCCCGCACCCAUAACGAGAUUGUGUCUGCCACUGUGUGUUAGUGAAUGUACUUGAGAUUAUUUUUGGCAUUUAGUGUUGGAGAUUCGUCGGAUCCUCUUCAUUUCAUAUCCAUUUGACAUUAUUCUUAAGCGUCUUGACAGUUUCCAGUAGCAACUUUAUUGUUUUAAGCCAAAAGUUAAUAAAUAAAUUUAGCUAGAAACCAGGAA